AAGUGGUUUCUGGUAACAACAGCGCGUUGAUUUCACCACAACAAUAAAAGAAAAGGCGAUAAAUAUCGAAGAAUCUCAAUAAUUCGGGACAAAAAUUCGCACAAACGUCCGCAAAGGUUAAAGUUUAGCGGAAGUGACGCAGUCAUGCUGACGGACGCAGAUUAUCCCGGGGGUGCAUCUGGUGCUCGACGGGCCAAGAAAAGGUCCUCAGGAGAGUCAACGGGGGACGGCCAGACUUUACGCUCCUCUGGAAGGCAGGUUAAUGUGCGUGUGAAGCGAACCAACAGCAACCCUCCACCUGGACAGAGUAAAAGAAAAGCCACAGACACGGAGGAGGAAGAUGACCAGUCUGAGAAGAAGUACAGAAAGUGUGAGAAGGCCGGCUGCUCUGCCACUUACCCAGUUUGUUUCGCCAGUGCGUCUGAAAGGUGUGCUAAGAAUGGAUAUACAUCUCGCUGGUAUCACCUGUCGUGUGGCGAGCAUUUCUGCAAUGAAUGUUUUGAUCACUACUACAGAACUCACAAAGAUGGUUAUGAGACAUUUUCUUCAUGGAAGAAGGUUUGGACAAGUAAUGGGAAGAGUGAGCCCAGCCUGAAGGCGUUCAUGGCAGACCAGCAGUUACCUUUCUGGGUUCAGUGCACGAAGCCAGACUGCAGGAAGUGGCGUCAACUGACCAAAGAGAUCCAGCUCACCUCCUCCCUGGCAGCGACAUAUCGCUGCGGAACCAAGUUCAACAAUGUCAAAAGUGAGGGUCCGGAUCAGUGCUCCCAACCGGAGGAUUUGAGAGUUGCUGAGGUCAGCGACAGCUGGUGGCAUUCCAUGCUGAUUUUGCCGCCUCUGUUCAAAGACAGUCCAGCCAGUCCUUUCCUUGCCGCGUACUACCCCGACUGCGUGGGAAUGAGUCCAUCGGGCUCCCAGAGCUCCACCAAAGCGUUACGUGCAGAUCACUGCAGGAAUGUCCAGCCUCAAAUUCCAGGCUUGUGUCCGUACUUCCAGCCUUUUUACCAACCCAACGAGUGCGGCAAGGCUCUGUGCGUGCGGCCUGACAUGAUGGAGCUCGAUGAGCUUUAUGAGUUUCCAGAGUUUUCCCGUGAUCCCACCAUGUAUCUGGCUCUGCGUAACCUUAUCCUCGCCUGCUGGCACAGGAACUGUAAGGAUGUGUUGACUUUGGAGACAUGUGCGCCACACGUGAUUGUUCGGGGUUUGGUGCGCGUGCGCUGCGUGCAGGAAAUGGACCGAGUGCUCCAGUUCAUGACCAGGAAAGGCCUGAUCAACACGGGCGUGCUGUCAGUCCAACGUCCUCUGCUUCCUGAAAGAUAUCGCGCCAGGAAUGUGAUCAUUGUUGGUGCUGGUGCAUCAGGACUGGCUGCUGCACGACAGCUGCAGAACUUUGGCACAAAGGUGAUGGUGCUCGAGGCGAGGGAGAGGAUCGGAGGUCGUGUGUGGGAUGACUCCUCUCUGGGCGUCACUGUGGGUCGAGGAGCUCACAUCAUCAACGGAUGUGUGAACAACCCAAUCGUACUAAUGUGUGAACAAAUGGGCAUCAAAAUGCACAAGCUGGGAGAGAGGUGCGAACUGUUCCAGGAGGGCGGGCAGCUCACCGACCCGGCCAUCGACAAACGCAUGGACUUCCACUUCAACGCCAUUCUGGACGUGGUGUCGGAGUGGAGGAAGGAUAAGUCUCAGAACCAAGACACACCACUCGGAGAGAAAGUCCAGGAAGUGAAAAAGAACUUUCUUCAAGAAUCUGGGAUGCAGUUCAGCGAGCUGGAAGACAAAGUGCUUCAGUUUCAUCUCAGUAAUCUGGAAUAUGCCUGUGGAAGCACCUUAGACCAGGUUUCAGCAAGAUCCUGGGAUCACAAUGAGUUUUUUGCCCAGUUCUCAGGAGACCACACUUUACUCACAAAGGGCUAUGGCGUUUUACUCCACAAACUAGCCAAGGGCAUCGACAUCCGCACAAACUGUCCGGUUCAGACCAUCGAAUACUCAGGUGACGAUGUCAAAGUUACGUCUUCUAGCGGUUCCCAGUGGACAGCGCAGAAGGUUCUCGUUACAAUUCCUUUGACUUUGCUUCAGAGGAACCUGAUUCAGUUCAAACCUCCGCUUCCAGAGAGGAAGUUGAAAGCAAUCCACAGUCUAGGAGCAGGAAUCAUUGAAAAGAUCGGCCUGCAGUUCCCGUACAGAUUCUGGGACAGCAAAGUGCAAGGGGCGGACUACUUUGGUCACAUCCCGCCGAGCCCUGACAAGAGAGGCAUGUUCAGCGUCUUCUAUGAUCUGGACCCACAGGGGAAGAAGGCCGUCCUCAUGUCUGUUAUCACUGGCGACGCCGUUGCCACCGUGCGGGACAUGGAUGACAAAGAUGUAGUUGAGGAAUGCAUGAAGGUUCUAAGUGAAGUGUUCAAGGACCAGGAAGUCCCAGAGCCGCAGAAUUUCUUUGUCACACACUGGAGCAAAGACGCCUGGUCUCAGAUGUCAUACAGCUUUGUGAAGACAGGGGGCAGUGGAGAGGCUUAUGACAUCCUCGCGGAAGAUGUGCAGGGAAAAGUUUUCUUUGCGGGAGAGGCAACCAACAGACACUUCCCUCAGACUGUGACGGGGGCCUAUCUCAGUGGGGUCCGAGAGGCCAGCAAAAUGGCAGCCAUGUGAACUCUGUCCCACGGCGCUCAGACACCAGCAGGGACACACGGGUCACACAGUACCACACACCAAACCCACCAAUCUGGAUUGCUAGAUGAAACGAGGGUUCACUGCACUGUGACCAGCAGCGCGUCUUUAGAGUGCUUCCCGCAGUGGAGACGCCUUGAGUCAAUAUUUAACACCAGAGUGAAAGCUUUUUCUCUGUACUCGGGUACACAAGUCUAACAUACAUGAAGCACUGGCCGAGAACAACUUUUCCAAACUUGGUAUCACCUGAAGAUGAUUUCCAAAGACUUUACCCCCAAGAGGUUAUACAGUAUUUAAAAACUAGGGCGAUGUUUAAUGAGUGAUUGGUGUGACUGUUUUUGUGUAAACUGUGAAUUGAAGCGUUAAACAUGGAGGAAACCUUCAGCUUUAGACUUGGAGAUGACAGUCCGGCUGCUUUCUCAGGGAUGUGAUCAAAACACCUGGAUUUAGUGUGAUUACAGCAACAUUAAAACCUUUGUUAGCAGGUCCUGAUGUGUUCCAGAUGUUUGAGCAGAUAACCGUGCUGUUCACACUCUGAUAGUUUAGAUGUAGGUUUGAUGGACGAUGUAGUUUCCAUGCAUCAUUUCAUGUUUGCGUCCUAUUUGUCAGAUGCUACAUUGUAUGUUGUGUUGAAUAAAGUCAGCGAUCGAGUGGCAAUGUGUAGAAUAAACUAGAUUCAUUAA
This is a messenger RNA of Thalassophryne amazonica, 3347 nucleotides long. RefSeq names its product lysine-specific histone demethylase 1B. The coding region runs from base 145 to 2646 and encodes 833 amino acids. The transcript has 21 exons. The record is from RefSeq and is a predicted model, not a curated record. NCBI's taxonomy places the organism in Eukaryota, Metazoa, Chordata, Actinopteri, Batrachoidiformes, Batrachoididae. Gene Ontology annotation, molecular function: oxidoreductase activity; zinc ion binding; protein binding.